Molecule: messenger RNA, 453 nt
Organism: Cuscuta europaea
Lineage: Eukaryota; Viridiplantae; Streptophyta; Magnoliopsida; Solanales; Convolvulaceae
Source: the annotation of a GenBank genome assembly
GGGCUACUAUCCCACUUGAUAGAGCUCUACUCACUGCUCUUCUUGAGCGUUGGAGGCAGGAGACACACACAUUUCACCUUCCAGUUGGUGAGGUGACAUUGACCUUGGGGGAUGUGGUUGUAUUGACUGGUUUACAGGUCCAUGCGAGAGCGGUUACAGGUACAACACAUCGACCAUGGGUUGAGGAUGUGGAGCGAUUGUUGGGUGUUCGCCCCCUUCUUCGAACAGACAUUCAUGGGUCAUCUCUGAAGAUGUCAUGGCUGAGGGAGUAUUCUUUGUUCUUCCUCUGGAGGCAAAUGAUGUGAUGAUCCAACAUCAUGCACGGUCAUACAUUUUGAUGAUGAUGGGAGCCUCCAUUUUUACUGACAAGAGUGGAAAUGAGGUUCAGGUCCUGCAUUUGCCGAUGCUAGAGAGAUUUGAUGUCGUUGCAUACUUCAGUUGGGGUAGUGCCAC